AUGGGCUCUGCUAACCCAGAUCUCGAGCCCAGCCCCGGCGACAACCCAUCGCCACCGCCUCGGCCCUCAUCCUUCCACGGCCGUCUGCAGCUUCAAGACUUCGUGUACCAGUCCGCGGACGCUCCAACCCCCCGGCGCAGCGCCCGCCACGCGGCAGCCGCGGCGGUAUCCCCUUCCCCUUCUUCGUCAGCCCUCAGCACCCGCGCCGCCACGCCCUCGCCGCGGAAGCGCGCCCGGCGGUCCCCCUCCCCCUCCCCCUCCUCCUCCGGCGUCGCCAAGCCCAAGCCCAAGCCCAAGCCCAAGCCCAAGAAGAAGCGGGCGCCCUCGUCGGGCUACGCGCCGCCCUCCGUUUACGCGCACCUGCCGCUCCUCCCCGACGCCGUCUGCGCCAACCUGCUCGUCUUCUUCGUCGGCCUGAACCCCGGGCUGCAGACGGCGCGCACGGGGCACGCCUACGCGCACCCGACCAACACCUUCUGGAAACUGCUCUUCUCCUCGGGCAUCACGCCCGUGCCCUGCACCGCCGCCGAGGACCGCCAGAUGCCCGCGCGCUACAGCCUCGGCCACACCAACAUUGUCGCCCGGCCGAGCCGCAACGGCGCCGAGCUGAGCCGCCGCGAGAUGGACGAGGGCGUGGCGCUGCUCGAGCAAAAGGCCCGCACGUGGCGGCCCGAGUGCAUGUGCGUCGUCGGCAAGAGCAUCUGGGAGAGCAUCUGGCGCGUGCGCCACGCCGGCAGGGCGGUCGGCAAGAGCUUCAGGUACGGCUGGCAGGACGCGGCCGAGAACAUGGGCGUCGUCGAGGGCGAGUGGGAGGGCGCCAGGGUGUUUGUCGCCUCGAGCACGAGCGGGCUGGCGGCGACGCUGUCGCCGGCCCAGAAGCAGGAGAUUUGGAAUGAGCUGGGGGCUUGGGUCAAGAUGCGCCGGGCCGAGAGGGAGCUUGCUGCCGAGCGAGAGGCUGCUUCGAAUGCUUGA
Akanthomyces muscarius is the source of this 972-nucleotide messenger RNA. RefSeq lists its product as uncharacterized. NCBI's taxonomy places the organism in Eukaryota, Fungi, Ascomycota, Sordariomycetes, Hypocreales, Cordycipitaceae. The record is from RefSeq and is a predicted model, not a curated record. Gene Ontology annotation, biological process: base-excision repair, AP site formation. The coding region runs from base 1 to 972 and encodes 323 amino acids. The transcript has a single exon. Gene Ontology annotation, molecular function: mismatch base pair DNA N-glycosylase activity.